Messenger RNA from Exophiala spinifera, 1545 nucleotides. RefSeq lists its product as uncharacterized. Gene Ontology annotation, biological process: transcription open complex formation at RNA polymerase II promoter; transcription initiation at RNA polymerase II promoter. The coding region runs from base 1 to 1545 and encodes 514 amino acids. The transcript has a single exon. Lineage: Eukaryota; Fungi; Ascomycota; Eurotiomycetes; Chaetothyriales; Herpotrichiellaceae. Gene Ontology annotation, cellular component: transcription factor TFIIE complex. The record is from RefSeq and is a predicted model, not a curated record.
AUGGAGGAGGCAAAAACACUCAUCAGGACCGCGGUCCGCACGUUCUUCCACCAGCCCCGGCAGAUCCUGAUCGUCGACGCCCUCAUGCUCCAUUCCGUGCUCGGCAUGGACGACCUCUCGGUUCUCCUGUCGGCGCAACCCAAGGACAUCCGCAGCCUGAUGACGCCGCUCCGCAACGCCCGACUCGUGCAGACGCACUCCCGGGUCGAGGUGCGCGUGGGGUCCCAGCGCGGCAGCCCGCGGGAGUACUACUACUGCCCGUUCCACCCGGCGAUCGACGCGAUCAAGUACCGGAUCGCCAAGCUGCGCAAGAAGGUGGAGGCGCUGUACCAGCAGGACGAGACGAAGCGCAAGGACUGGCGCUGCCCGCGCUGCAAGGCCGAGUACGACGAGCUCGCGAUCCUCGACAAGGUCGGCGCCGACGGGUUCUACUGCGACCGGUGCGGGAGCACGCUCGUGCAGAACGAGCGGGCGGCGGCCGAGGACCGCGGCCACCACGAGAAGAUCCGGCGCGUCAACGACCAGCUCAAACGCUUCGACGACAUGAUCCUCAAGAUCGACCGGAAAGACGUGCCCGAGAACGACUUCCAGAGCGCGUGGGAACGCAAGAAGGACGUGCCCCGCGAGCGCGGCGGCAAGGAACAGGGACAGUACGUCGAGAUCAAGCGCGGGGACGCGAGGAACCUCAAAAAGGGCCCCGAGAUGGUCAAGGUCGAGAACCUCGCCAUCAACCUGACCAGCGGCGCGGAGCACGACAGGGAGGAGGCGGAACGGAAAGAGGAGCGCAAGAGGCUGUUGGCGAAACAGAACCAGUUGCCUGCGUGGCACACGAGUAGCGCGAUAGGUCCUGCUCCUUCUUCGAACGGUGCGGCCGUCAAGGUCGAAUCGGGCACGGGUACACCGGAGUCGGGCACCGCGGACAUGGUGCUGCCCAAGAAGGAGGAGGACGACGAGGACGACAAGAAGAAUCUGAAUAUCAUCACAGAUGGGGCGGCAGCGACGACGACGGCGGCGGCAAAUUCCACUCUACAGGACGAAGUCGCGGCGUACAUGGCCGAAAUGGAACGCGAACGGCUCGAGGCGGAGAAACGGGCCAAGGAGGAAGACGAGGAAGACGACGGUGACGAGGACGACGAUGACGAUUUGGAGUUUGAGGAUGUCGACGUCGUAGGCGGCGUCGGCGGGAGCGGGAGCGGGAGUGGGAGUGGGCUCGGCGGAGGAAGUAUCGUCGGCACCCCGGCCGGCACCGGCGUGGACAACCCGAGGCCGGUCAACGGCGUCAAGAGGGAGUUCGACGACGAGAGCGGACCGAGCAGUGACGCCAACACACCCGUCAGUUUCGGCGGCGGUGGUGGUGCUGCCGCCGGUGACGGAGGACGAGGAGAUCACAACAAGCGGGUCAAGUUCGAGAAUGGAAUGGCUUCUGCUGCUGCUGCUGCCGCCGCCGCCGCCGUCAAGGUCGAGGGUGGCGGUGUCGGUGUCGACGGCAAUGGCGACGGCAACGCCGAUUCGGACGAAGACGAAGACUUCGAAGAUGCCAUGUAG